Balearica regulorum gibbericeps (East African grey crowned-crane) is the source of this 861-nucleotide messenger RNA. The record is from RefSeq and is a predicted model, not a curated record. NCBI's taxonomy places the organism in Eukaryota, Metazoa, Chordata, Aves, Gruiformes, Gruidae.
CGGACUAUGGAGUCCACCAAGGAGUUCUUCCUGAAGCAUCGCUACUUUGGCUUGAAGAAGGAAAACGUCAUCUUCUUCCAGCAGGGCAUGCUGCCCGCCCUGGGGUUUGAUGGGAAAAUCCUGCUGGAGGAGAAGGGCAAGAUUGCCAUGGCACCAGAUGGCAACGGGGGCCUGUACCGGGCCCUGGGGGCACAUGGCAUCGUGGACGAUAUGGAGCGGAGAGGCAUGCAGAGCGUCCAUGUCUACUGCGUGGACAACAUCCUGGUGAAGGUGGCUGACCCCAGGUUCAUUGGGUUCUGCCUGGAGAAGGGAGCAGACUGCGGGGCCAAGGUGGUAGAGAAGACCAACCCCACGGAGCCGGUAGGCGUGGUGUGCCGAGUGGAUGGCGUCUACCAGGUGGUGGAGUACAGCGAGAUCUCCCUGGCCACUGCCCAGAAACGGGGCCCAGACGGGCGGCUGCUCUUCAACGCGGGCAACAUUGCCAAUCACUACUUCACCACUGCCUUCCUCAAAGACGUAGUCAACACUUAUGAACCACAGCUGCAGCACCACGUAGCCGAGAAGAAGAUCCCACACGUGGACAUCACUACAGGGCAGCUGAUCCAACCCGAGAAGCCUAACGGGAUCAAGAUGGAAAAGUUCGUCUUUGACAUCUUCCAGUUUUCGAAGAAGUUUGUGGUGUACGAGGUGCUGCGCGAGGAUGAGUUUUCUCCCCUAAAGAACGCAGACAGCCAAAAUGGCAAGGACAACCCCACCACAGCCCGACACGCCCUGAUGUCCCUCCACCACUGCUGGGUUCUCAAUGCAGGGGGACACUUUGUGGACGAAAACGGCACGCGUAUCCCUGCCAUCCCUCGGUGA